Helobdella robusta is the source of this 3992-nucleotide messenger RNA. RefSeq lists its product as hypothetical. The record is from RefSeq and is a predicted model, not a curated record. Gene Ontology annotation, cellular component: membrane. The transcript has 25 exons. Gene Ontology annotation, molecular function: ATP binding; ATP hydrolysis activity; ABC-type transporter activity. Bases 1 to 3579 code for a protein of 1192 amino acids. Gene Ontology annotation, biological process: transmembrane transport. NCBI's taxonomy places the organism in Eukaryota, Metazoa, Annelida, Clitellata, Rhynchobdellida, Glossiphoniidae.
AUGACACAUCUCUACGAUCUCGAACAGACUUCUGGAAAUGAUCCAACCUCAAAUCACAUCCACGACGAAAUCACAAGUCACAACCACAAAAACAUUGGAAAUGACCAAGUUUUGAGCAAUGGAUCGUCAAACCUCACUAAUCAUACCAUGGUGCCAAUAAAAAAAAACUCGUUGAAAGAGGAGACCGGCAAAGCAAGCGACGGUAAUGCCUAUCAAAACUCAAUGGUAAAUGGUUUGGAGGAUGUCAGUGAUAAAAAGUCCCAAAGAGGUAAGAAAAAUAAAAUUAAAGAUUCAUCAGCGGACAAGGAAAGUAAGAAAAAAGAGAAAAUGAAAACAGUCUCAAUACUCCAGCUGUUCCGGUUCGCCGAUAAAUACGACAUAAUGUUGAUCACCGUCGGUUUAAUAUGUGCAUGCGCGCAUGGAUCAGCAUUGCCUGUGAUGAUCCUCGUGUUUGGCACCAUGACCGAUUCAUUCCUGGGCUCCUCCGGUGUUCCCAACAUCACAGACCCGACUGAAAUGGCAACAUUGAUGGGCGCGUUCUCUGACAAAGUUUCGACGUCUUGCAUUUACUAUGCUAUAAUUGGAGCAGUUGUGCUGGCUGUUGGCUACCUGGAAGUCAGCACAUUUCUCAUCAUCUCGUACAGACAGGUCUUGAAACUGAGAAUGAAACUGUUUGCUUCGGUCAUCCAUCAAGAAAUUGGAUGGUUUGAUACGCAUGAAACUGGAGAACUGAGCACACGUUUUUCAGACGAUGUGAACAAAGUCCAAGAAGGGAUCGGUGACAAGAUAAGCAAUUUUUUCCAAUGGGUUUCAACGUUCACCGUUGGAAUCAUUAUUGGCUUGUGUUAUGGGUGGAAGUUGGCACUUGUAGUCCUGGCGAUGUCUCCAUUGCUCGCUGCAGCCGGCGGUCUGAUGACUUACUUGAUAUCAGCGACAACGAGCAAGGAGCUGACAGCUUAUGCAAAAGCUGGUGCAGUGGCCGAAGAAGUGUUUUCUGCCAUCAGGACUGUCGUUGCAUUCAGUGGACAGAAGAAAGAAGAGGAGAGAUAUGUAAAGAAUCUAAAUCAAGCCAAAAAAUUUGGCAUCUACAAAGGAAUUUUCAAUGGGGGAGGAAUGGGUGUGGUGUUUUUGGUCAUGUAUUGUUCAUAUGCCAUCGCUUUCUGGUACGGCGGGCAGUUAAUCAUAAGAGGAGAAAUGUCUCUUGGGCACGUUUUGAUUGCUUUUUUUGCCGUGGUUAUUGGUUCGGUAGCACUCGGAAAUGCAGGCCCUAACCUUCAAAACAUCGGAACCGCCAGAGGGGCUGCUUAUGUACUGUGGAACCUCAUAGAUAGGAAAUCUGAAAUUGACAGCAGCUCGCCUGACGGGGAAAUAAUAAAAGACGUCAUAGGAAACAUCGAUUUCAAAGAUGUUUUCUUCAAGUACCCAUCAAGGAAGGAUGUUAAGCGCAGACAAGUUCAACUUCACGUUUUUAAAUUACAGAUUCUGAACGGUUUGAACAUGUCGAUAAAAGCUGGUCAGACGGUUGCAGUGGUCGGAGCCAGUGGGUGUGGGAAGAGUACAGUCAUCCAACUCAUCCAACGAUUCUACGAUCCAGAAAGUGGAAGUGUUGCUAUAGAUGGAGUUGACAUCAAGAAACUCAACGUCAAAUGGUUGAGGCAGCAGAUAGGUAUCGUCAGUCAGGAGCCAGUUUUAUUCGCCACAACGAUCGCCGAGAACAUCUCGUACGGUAGCGAUGGCAUCUUGACGCAACAACAAAUCGAACAAGCGGCCAAAGAAGCCAAUGCACACGACUUCAUCUCGAAACUACCGAAGAAAAAAGAAUACAAAGUUUCCAUGAUGCGGGUGAUGGCUUACAACAAAAAGGAGUGGUACCUGAUCGUGCUUGGGUGCAUCGGAGGAGCCAUCAACGGUGGCAUUCAACCUUCCUUUGCAAUUCUAUUUGCCAAAUACCUCGGGGUUUUCGACUUGAGGAAAGAUCCGAGUGAACGCGAUAAAGGAGUUUUGAUGUUCUCUUUGUUGUUUGUGGCCCUCGGUGUGGCUGCCUGCUUAUCCAGAUUGCUUCAAUCUACUAUGUUUGCCAUAUCUGGAGAAAUAUUAACAAAACGAAUGAGACGCUUGAUAUUCAAACACAUUCUCAAACAGAACAUAGAAUUUUUUGACGAUAACAAUAACGGCGUUGGAGCCCUAACAACCAGACUGGCUACUGAUGCUUCCGCUAUUCAAGGAGCUACAGGCGCCCAAUUUGGAAUGGCAUUUCAAAGUUUGUCGAGUGUCGGAGUUGGAAUAAUUAUUGGCUUCAUCUACAGUUGGCAGUUGACGCUGCUCAUCAUAGGGUGUGCACCUUUUAUUAUACUGGGCGGCAUGCUCCAAAUGAAAUUAGCGAAAGGAUUUUCGGGCAAAAACAAUUCAGCCCUAGAAGCUUCUGGAAAAGUUGCUACUGAAGCCAUAUCGAAUAUAAGAACGGUUGUGUCACUAACGAAGGAAGACAAACUAAAGAAUGAUUAUUACAACAGCCUCAUCGGUCCACACAAGUCGAACAUGAAGAAGGCUCAUAUCUAUGGACUGGCCUUUUCCUUCUCACAAAGUUUAAUAUUUUUUGCAUAUUCCGCAAUAUUCCGAUUGGGUGCUUAUCUCAUUGAACACAAAUACCUCGAAUAUGAGAAUAUGUACAUCGUGUUCGGGGCAAUCAUAUUUGGGGCAAUGGCUUUAGGACAGGCGAGCCAGUUUGCUCCUGAUUACGCGAAAGCGAAAGCAUCAAUAGGCAGAGUCUUCAAACUGCUCGACAGUCAGCCAUCAAUCGACAUUUAUUCAGAGGGAGGAGCUAAACCGACUUCGUGUCAAGGUACAGUAGAAUUCAAAGAAGUGUCGUUUGCUUAUCCGAACCGCAAAGCUGUAACGGUUUUGAAAAAGUUGAAUUUGAGCGUCAGCAGAGGCAAAACUGUUGCGUUGGUUGGAAGUUCAGGAUGUGGGAAGAGUACUUCGAUACAAUUGCUUGAAAGAUUCUACGACGUUCUGCAGGGAUCUGUGAUGCUAGACGGGGUUGAUAUAAGAUCUCUAAAUGUUAUGUGGAUGAGGAGUCAAAUGGGUCUGGUGUCACAGGAACCCAUUCUGUUCGACUGCAGCAUCAGGGAAAACAUCGCCUACGGAGACAACAGCAGAGAAGUGAGCAUGGAGGAAAUUAUGCAUGCUGCCAGAUUAGCCAACAUCGCUACGUUUGUUGAAAGUUUGCCGCAAGGCUACGAAACAAACGUGGGAGACAAAGGAGCUCAACUGAGUGGAGGCCAGAAACAGAGGAUUGCUAUCGCUCGUGCAUUGUUAAGAAACCCCAAGAUAUUGUUGCUGGAUGAGGCCACCAGUGCUCUUGAUACUGAGAGUGAAAAGAUUGUUCAAGAAGCUCUGGACAGAGCUCAAGAAGGAAGAACGAGUCUGGUCAUCGCGCACCGUCUCUCAACCAUUCAAAAUGCCGACUGCAUAUUUGUUUUCCACAACGGUGUCGUUGCAGAACAAGGCACGCACAACGAACUCAUGUCUAGCAGAGGAUUUUAUUACCGACUUAACGUUGCUCAGGGAAGCAGAUGAAUGUAAUUAUAUGUACAGUACAACUUUUUAAAACGCAGUUUAUUUUAACUUUUAUUAAAGUUUUUAACAUCACUGCAUUUUUUAGUUCUGAAUUUAACAUAAUACCUUGUCAUGCGAAAGAUGUAGAAAUUUCAAUUAUUAUCUCAACUCUAUGUUUGUAUGUUUCUCAAAUUAUGUGAUAUAAGUGAUCUGGCUGAAUAUUUCUCAUACGGUUUUAUAUUUUUUUGAUAUUAUCAUGCAAAUUUAUUAAUUUGACAAUUUGCAACUUGAAUUUAUAAGUUUUACUUGUAUUUUUGACGAAAAGACAUGACCAUUUUAUAUGCUGUAUAUUAUUCUUAUGUAUAUAGUGCAAUGCAACAUUUUCAUCUGAAAGAAAUUAAAUUUAGUUUUAAAUAUACAAAUUGUAAAAUUGU